CUGCGCCACAUGCGCCCCACCGGCCUUUUUUUCUCGCCGCCGUCCCGUGGCAGACGAUAUGGGCGAAUCGAGCCGCCAACCUCUUUCCUCCUCCUUUCCAAAUUUACGUCGGCCCCUUCGUAUAACAGGACACAAUGGCUGAUAACCAGGUCGAAAAGGCUUUCCAGAAGCAGGCUAUCUUCCUCAACGCCAAGUCCCUUGGCAAGAAGUCUGUCAAGCGCUGGUCCAACAGCAUCGGUCUUGGCUACAAGACCCCCAAGGAGGCUCUCAAGGGUAACUACGUCGACAAGAAGUGCCCCUUCACCUCGCCCUCCGUCUCCAUCCGUGGCCGCAUCCUCUCGGGUGUUGUCGUCUCGACCAAGAUGAAGCGUACUCUGAUCAUCCGCCGUGAGUACCUCCACUACAUCAAGAAGUACAACCGUUACGAGAAGCGCCACAAGAACCUCGCUGCCCACGUUUCCCCCGCUUUCAUCGGUGUCCAGCCUGGAGACUUUGUCACUGUUGGCCAGUGCCGCCCUCUCUCCAAAACCGUCCGCUUCAACGUCCUGAAGCACCAGAAGCAGGUUGUCAAGGGCGCCAAGACCUUCAACAAGUUCUAAGCGGCUUGUAGCUUGGUUAUCACAGUGGAAUAAAACGUGUUUUGAUACAACGUC
Molecule: messenger RNA, 653 nt
Organism: Polychytrium aggregatum
Lineage: Eukaryota; Fungi; Chytridiomycota; Chytridiomycetes; Polychytriales
Product: ribosomal protein S17-domain-containing protein
Exons: 3
Coding region: 135-599 (154 amino acids)
Biological process (GO): translation
Cellular component (GO): cytosolic small ribosomal subunit; ribosome
Molecular function (GO): structural constituent of ribosome
Source: RefSeq, a predicted model, not a curated record